This is a messenger RNA of Neomonachus schauinslandi (Hawaiian monk seal), 1453 nucleotides long. It is a transcript of the gene ASPHD2, whose product is annotated as aspartate beta-hydroxylase domain containing 2. Lineage: Eukaryota; Metazoa; Chordata; Mammalia; Carnivora; Phocidae. The transcript is spliced from 3 exons. The record is from RefSeq and is a predicted model, not a curated record. The coding region runs from base 1 to 1113 and encodes 370 amino acids.
AUGGUGUGGGUGCCCUUGGGACCCCCGAGGACUGACUGUCUGACCUUGCUCCGCCCCCCGCCCAACGCCAACUCCCCCAAGAUGUCGCUCGAGUGGCUGGUGGCCUGGAGCUGGUCGCUGGACGGCCUGCGGGACUGCAUCGCCACGGGCAUCCAGUCGGUGCGGGACUGCGACACCACCGCCGUGGUCACCGUGGCCUGCCUGCUGGUCCUGUUCGUGUGGUACUGUUACCACGUGGGCCGCGAGCAGCCCCGGCCCUACGCGUCCGUCAACUCCCUGAUGCAGGGCGCAGACACCAACGGGCUGCAGAACGGGUACGUGUACUGCCAGUCCCCCGAGUGCGUGCGCUGUGCCCACAACGAGGGCCUCAACCAGAAGCUCUACCACAACCUGCAGGAGUACGCCAAGCGGUACUCCUGGUCCGGCAUGGGCCGCAUCCACAAGGGCAUCCGCGAGCAGGGCCGCUACCUCAACAGCCGGCCCUCCAUCCAGAAGCCCGAGGUCUUCUUCCUGCCCGACCUCCCCAGCACGCCCUACUUCUCCCGGGACGCGCAGAAGCACGACGUGGAGCUGCUGGAACGGAACUUCCAGACCAUCCUGUGCGAGUUUGAGACGCUCUACAAAGCUUUCUCAAACUGCAGCCUCCCGCAAGGAUGGAAAAUGAACAGCACCCCCAGCGGGGAGUGGGUCACCUUUUACUUGGUCAAUCAGGGGGUUUGCGUUCCCAGAAACUGCAGGAAGUGCCCACGGACGUACCGCUUGCUCGGAAGCCUUCGGACCUGCAUUGGGAACAAUGUUUUUGGGAACGCGUGCAUCUCCGUGCUGAGCCCGGGGACUGUGAUAACAGAGCACUAUGGCCCCACCAACAUCCGCAUCCGGUGCCACUUAGGUCUCAAAACUCCAAGUGGCUGUGAGCUGGUGGUGGGGGGAGAGCCCCAGUGUUGGGCAGAAGGACGCUGCCUCCUCUUUGAUGACUCUUUCCUGCACACUGCAUUCCACGAAGGUUCAGCGGAGGAUGGACCACGGGUGGUUUUCAUGGUGGAUUUGUGGCAUCCCAAUGUGGCAGCAGCCGAACGGCAGGCCCUGGAUUUCAUCUUUGCUCCGGGACGAUGAGAACAUUUCCUGUGCUGGAGUCGGCGACAGUGGCCGCGGGUCAGCCUGGGCAGACUGGGGUACAGUCCAGCCCCGACCCAUGCUGUGAUUCCAUGCUCUGAAACCUGCCUCACCAGAAAGUUCUUAUUUGGGGUUUUGAGGUCACGUGGGGUCCCUCUUUCCUUUGGUUAUUGUAAAUGGGAAAUUUUCAGCUUGUAUCUCCUUAGAUUUUUCUUUUUUUUCCUUCCAGUCAUUUGCUUCUGCGAUUCCUUUCUGCCUAAUAGCACGUUACUUUGCUCUGUGACCGGGGCUCAGUGCCCUUGAUGUGACUGUCGUCUGUGCUGUGUUGCGUACCUGGUUU